This is a messenger RNA of Chenopodium quinoa (quinoa), 735 nucleotides long. RefSeq names its product dehydration-responsive element-binding protein 2D-like. The transcript has a single exon. Gene Ontology annotation, cellular component: nucleus. NCBI's taxonomy places the organism in Eukaryota, Viridiplantae, Streptophyta, Magnoliopsida, Caryophyllales, Amaranthaceae. Gene Ontology annotation, molecular function: DNA-binding transcription factor activity; transcription cis-regulatory region binding. Bases 1 to 735 code for a protein of 244 amino acids. The record is from RefSeq and is a predicted model, not a curated record. Gene Ontology annotation, biological process: response to stress; positive regulation of DNA-templated transcription.
AUGUUGAAGUCCAAGUUGGGCUUAGGGGAGAAGAAACAGGGGAAGAAACAUCAGGUUUGCCAGGCUAGCUCUAGGAAGGGUUGUAUGAGGGGCAAAGGGGGACCUGAGAAUGCCCUUUGUACCUACAAGGGUGUCCGACAGCGAACCUGGGGCAAAUGGGUGGCCGAGAUUCGUGAGCCUAAUCGCGGUGCUCGCCUUUGGCUUGGCACCUUUAACACCUCUCAUGAAGCUGCCUUAGCUUAUGAUGCUGCUGCUCGUAAGCUUUAUGGCACUGAUGCCAAGCUGAAUUUGCCUGAGGUCUACCCACCCCAGCUUCCCAACUUGGCCCAAAACCAUGUUCAGGCUCAGGUUCAGGCUCGUGGCCAGGUCCGGAUUCCUUGUUAUCAGAACGGGUACAACCUGUGUUGCUCGUCUGAAAACAGCUCGCUUUCUGGUGCAAGUGACCUUAGUUUUCCAAUUGAGGAGACUAAUUCUACUUCCACAAUCACUGAUAGCACUACCACAAGUGUUGAGAGCUUUGGUGAGAAUGAAGUUGGGAUUAACCAUGGUCUCUGGGAGAAUUCCAACCCAAGUUUACCAGAGCUCGACGAUUCCUUGUGGGCUGAGACUGCUAUGACCCUCGGAUUUCCUCCGCCUGUCAUCGAUCCACAGCCUGAAUUUUCAAUCUCCGACGAACCGGGGUUAUUGUCCGGCAACUUAUAUGAUGACAGCUUCCAGUUUCUAUGGUCUUCUUAA